AUGCUUGUACAUGUUCCUGGUAAUCUGUGCAGUAUUAUUAGCCCAGGCUCCAUUUUGAUCUCACCUAGUGGCAGUGUUGCCUUCAAAACCUGUGGCCGCACUGACAAUGUGGCAUCCUUCACCUCUCCUGAGAUGACUGUGUCUCAGUCUUCCUCCAGUAAAGAGGCUGUGGAGAAGAUGCUAGUUUACUCUCUGGGAAUGAGUCUGUACUGGACUGUAGAUUAUCAGCUUCCUCAAAAUCAGCCUGUCCAGCUUAGUGAUCACUUGAACAGCCUUCUACUGAGCAUGUGUGAAGAACAGGCUCACAGACGUCCAAAUCUGCUGGCGGUGCAGCAGCACUGUGAGCAGCACCAAAAGAACGCUCUCCUUCCACCUCCAGACAGAAUAAUCAGGCAGCUGGUCCAGGACGUCCUACAGCACUCGGCAGAGAAUGCAAACUCCCAUUCCUCCCAUCACAGAGGGAGCAGCAGCAGUCCAUACCUUGACAUCCAAAGGCAGCUUAAUGACAGAUCUAACCAGUUAUUUGGCUCUUCACUCAGUCUCAGUGAGAGGAAGCUCAAGAACAUGGGGCCAGAGUUUGUUAGAAUUUUGGAUGAGCCAUUUAUUACCUUGGAGCUGCCAAGUUCCAUUGUGUCAAAGAAAGGGAAGUCAUGUUCAACACAAAGGGAUGUGAGAGUGAUUAUGCCAAAUGGACAGACCAUCCUAGUCAAGUGUGAUGUCAAGACUAGAGGAGGAGAUGUAUUUGAUAUGAUUAUUGCCCAUUCAAAAAUGGUGGAGCACUUCUACUUUGGCCUUGCCUACACUGACAAUACCAAUGAAUUCUUCUUUCUGGACAACGAAACCCAAAUUUCCAAAAUUGUCCCAGAGAGCUGGAAAAAAGUACCCAUGUCCACGUUUGUUCUUCACGUCCGAAUCAAAUUUUUCAUCAAUGACGUCAGUCUACUUUUACACAAGCUGACGCGACACCAGUACUACCUGCAGCUCCGGAGGGAUGUUCUGGAAGACAGACUGCCCUGUAAUGAAGAGACUGGCCUUUUCCUCAGUGCUUUAGCUCUGCAAGCUGAAUUUGGGGACAUUUUGCCUGAGAUGUAUGGGAAGGAGUACUAUCAGCCUGAGCACUACAUCCCUAAGAGCAUCAUGAAGAAAAUGUCCAUGCCUUGCCUGAAACAAGAGUUACUGCGAUUACAUGCUAAUAAUGCGAACAUGACUGCUGAGGAGUCUGAGUUAGAAUUCCUCAAGGCCAUCCAGCAGCUUCCGGAGUAUGGUAUGCUUUUUCAUCAUGCGGCCUGCCAAAAGAUGGUCAGCGCAGGAGAGCUGCUCUUGGGGGUGUGUGCCAAAGGCAUCGUUGUGUAUGAAGUUAAAAAUAACACCCACACCAUGAGGUUCAGAUUCUACUGGAGAGAAACCAUCAAUAUCUUCGCAGCUAAGCGUAAAUUCAUAAUUGUGAGCAGCAUCAGUAAGAAGAAGCACACUUUUCAUAUGGAGAAGUCCAGAAUCGCAAGGUACCUCUGCAGCCUGUGCACAGCACAGCACAAGUUUCACACGGAGAUGAGCUCUCGCCAGCUGAGCCACAGUCUGGUCUCGGGCAAGUCCUAUACUGUAAUACCAGUCCUGCAAUAUUUAGCAGAUAAUGGGACGUCCAGUGAUGGCAGACCUGAUGUUGCUCACCAUGACUCCAUGAGCAAGCUGUGUGAUGACAUUGCCAAUCGUAUUGAAACCAGAAUCAAACGGCAGAGAGACUUACUGGAGCACUACAAUGCCUUGAGUCGAGAUCUUCAGAGAUUUGCUGGAUCUUCAAAGCGAAGCUCAGGUGUUCCAUCCAUUCCUUCCUUUCUCAGAGAUACUCCAACAAGUCCCCGAGCUCCUGCGAGAGAGAUUCUCUGUGUAACUUUGAAGAAAGAUGUGAAAUUAGGCCUUGGUAUUGUAAUUGUUGGAGAAGACAGUGCCAGUGGUCUGGAUCUAGGAAUUUUUGUUGCAUCUGUUGUGCCAGGAGGACCAGCUAAUAGGGAUGGACGAAUCAAACCAGGUAGCCGCUUGAUCUCACUGAAUCAGAUCAGUCUGGAGGGAGUCCCCUUCAAAGAAGCAGCAGAAAUCAUACAAAGUAGCCCCAACCAGGUGGAGCUCAUCAUCUCCCAGUCCAAAGACACUCAAGCAGAAGAUGGUCUUGAUGAGUUGGUGACGGUGAUGAUGACACCAAAAACUGGGCGUAGACUCCAUGUGCCUGAAGUGCACGUCCUCAGGGUACAGGUAUGGCACAAGCUACAGCAAUCAAAUUCAAGAAACAAUUGCAUACCUAUAUUGUUUCAUAUGUGUCAAAGUUAAAUAUGUUAAUAAUCUACGAUUAGUCUGAGAACAGAGGAGAUCACAGUGCAGCUGAAAAAAGUCUCUGGCAGUUCGGGCAUUAGCAUUGCUGUAAGUGCAUCAUCAUAUCUUUUACAGACUGAUCUGAUUCAGAGAGAUAAUUUGGCCACCAUCUGAGAAGGUCAGCUUAGAAAUCUCUAUCCCUGGCCACACAUUUUGGCUCCUCCUGGGGGAUCCCUAGACAUUCCCAAGUCAAGUGUAAGAUAUCAUCUGUCCAGUGGAUCCUGGGUCUGAUACACCUCUACCAGGAGCCGGCCUGAUACACCUCUACUGUGCCUGAUACACCUCUACCAGGAGCCGGCCAGGGGCCAUACUUCUAAGGUGUCUGACCCACCUCAACUGGCUCCUCUCUAGUUGAAGAGGCAGUGGCUCUACCGCAAGGCUGUCCCCGAUUGCCAGGCACCUCACUCAAUCACAGAGAGUAAGUCCAAGGUGAGGCUAGGGACAUAGACUGCUAAACAGAGAGCUUUGUCCGAAACCUCAACUCCUACUUCCCCUCCAGAAAACAGUACAGUGACUAUAACGCUGCUUCAAAGUCUCAGUCUCCAUCAUUUGUAAAUAAAAUCCCAAUAUACUUAGUCAUCCACCAGGGGCAAGGUCUAUUCCUUCACCUGAAGGGAGCAUCCCACUCUUUUCCAGGAAAGGACCAGGACCUCAUAAUGGGGUUCUGUUUUUCUUCACAGCAGUUUCGCAUUCAGCAGCAAAACAUUCAAGUAAGUGUUGGAGAUCCACUUCAAAUGGUGCCAAGAUCUCAUCAUCAUUUGCAAAUAACAAGGAUGUUACUUCUAGCCCUCAUGCUGGACACGUCUCCGAUCUUGGCUGUGCCUUGAUAUUGUGUCCAUGAAGACACACCCUUGACAGAGUUGGACAACCUUGGACAACCACUUUAAACAGUUUUGACUUACUGCCAAGAAUGCAGACAUAACUCUAACUGCGCAUACAGAUACUGGAUUGCACAAGGCAGCGAUCCAAAUAAAAAGUGAUAAGACAGGGCUGAAUGCAGGUCUCCAAUCUGAAGGAAUUUACAUCGAGAGCCUGUUGCCUGGGGAAGCAGGAGACCAAGAUGUCCGCAUACAAUCAGACCAAAGCCUGUUAAGAGAAAUGAGGAUCAGACUGUUUGCCCCUUGUGGCAGUCAUAACUGACUUGGUUAUAGGGUGACUCUUAGCACAUCUUUGUGUGUCUAAUGGGUGAUAGUGUCUUAGAGGUGGAUGUAACCAGACUGCAAGGUUACAGAGGACAUCUGGCUGGUGAGCUCCUGGCCAAGCCCAAGAAGGUGGCGACUCUGAUGCUUGAGAGGAACGGCACUCCCGUGAUGUCAUGCAACUUUCUGAGUCCCAAGCCUGAGGAUACACUCUCUGUCCAUUACCAUGACGACGCCCAUCACUGUUAGACCCCAUGAUGAAAGUUUUGCAUCUGAAGGUAAUAGCAUGAGGGUGACCUUAACGAAAGGUGUAAAUGGCCUUGGCAUCAGUUUCCUGCUGUCAGAGUUGAGCACAUCCCUGAACUGUGGAACUGUAACACUGUUUCCAGGCUAAGCAGCAGAAGAGGGAGAUGUGAUCCUGGCUGUUAAUGGAGAAUCACUUGUGUGGCUGCCAUGUCAGGGCAAAGCUUUGAGAGAGUCUCCCACUGCACAUUUGUGGAAAUUGUCGCUUGUGAAUCACUCUGCAAUGAGCUAUGGCCCACUUAUGAUAAAAAUAAAUUGUGAAUUUAACAGGUAAAAAUAUCAGUAGUUUAGAAUACCUUAUGUAUAAAUAGCAUAAUAAUUAUUGUGGGUCUUUUUUUGUUUUUGUUCUUGACUUCUUGCUCCUUUUUUAUGGGUCAUUUCAGGAUAUCCCCUGUAUUUCCAUUACUGAUUUUUAAUAUGAAUGCAUAAGAUGGAAGGGAGUUUGGAUGUAACGUACUAGCAGGAGAAUUCACAGCAACAGGCAAACAAUAAAUCAAACAAUAAAUCUGUUGGUUUGUCACAACGACAAACACAAAAUGUGGUCAGAAGUUGGGUUUAUUAUGUUUUUUUAUUUUAUUAUUAUAUUCAGUACUUUUGUAAUAGAUUGCACUAAAACCGCUACUUUUUUAUUAAAAAGAGUUGUAUAUGUGGAUGUUCCAAGCA
Messenger RNA from Pangasianodon hypophthalmus (striped catfish), 4469 nucleotides. It is a transcript of the gene frmpd2, whose product is annotated as FERM and PDZ domain containing 2. NCBI's taxonomy places the organism in Eukaryota, Metazoa, Chordata, Actinopteri, Siluriformes, Pangasiidae. The record is from RefSeq and is a predicted model, not a curated record. The coding region runs from base 1 to 2322 and encodes 773 amino acids. Gene Ontology annotation, cellular component: cytoskeleton. Gene Ontology annotation, molecular function: protein binding. The transcript has 24 exons.